AUGCUAAAAAGCCUUCCCUCUAGCCUAAUUGGUUUUUUCUCCUCGAAUCAAGCAACAUUUAUAAGAUCGUUAGACUCCCGAAACCAAGAUAUCAUAGCGAACGAGCUCGAUUUAAUUCUGAAUGAAGCUAACUUCACAAGCUGAAUCUCUUCUGAGCCAAAAAAAGCUUUCAAAGUGCUUAUGAGCAUUGGAUAUCCAAGCUUUUUAGGAUAUGUUGAUUACUCCAGCCUCAAAGAUUUAGUUGAUUCAGAGUAUGCAGAUAUCGUUCUUGAGUUCCUUUGCAAAGUUAGCGCUGAUCUUCCAGAAUCUAUAAAGGAUAGAGUCAAAACAGAAUUAAUUAAGCUGCUGGAAGAGUUAGAUUGGGAGCAUCUUGAUCCUUAUGAUAUACUUUAUUAUAACACAGAAGACCAGUCUCACACACUAUUGUCUUUGCUGAUAACUUUCGGUAUAAGAUUUAAUCUAGAGGAAACUGUGAGCUUAAUAAAUAAUGAAAAAUUUAGAUUUUUCUUGGACUGAUUGAUCCAAGAAAAAGAUGACUUUUUAUGGGCAGAGCUUUAUUUACUUAUUAUGAGUAGCUUGGCUGAAUAUAAUUUUGCUCUAUUUUAUCGAUGCUGAAAUCGCAAAAGCAGCAAAUGAUAUUUACUGGCUCAAAAAAUCCGUUCAAGGCAAGAUUUGGUAUGCUUGAUGGAAAUCCUAGCAAAAUAUAAUUGUGUAUGAAUACCUGAAUUAAAAGAAGAUGAUACUUUUUUCCAAAAAAUUUGAAAUUUCAUGUUUGAUAUAAAUAAUGAGCACGAUAUAUCCCUCUUUUUAACAUUGUGCUCUCAGUCAGAUGAAUUUACAGUUUUUUGCUUCGAUAAGUUAAUUGACCUCUAUUCUGCUAAUCCAGAUAUUAACGAAGAUAAAAUCAUUACUGUACUCAGCUUGCACGAAAAAUUAAUGAUUUAUGCGAAUAUAGGCAGCUCACUUGAGUAUCCAAAAUUUGCCCAAAUUGUUGAUCAAUUGUUUAUAAAGGGCAAAACAAGCCGCUAUUUAAUCAGUUUUGUUGACAAUCAACUAAAGUCUCAAUUAUAUAUGAGUGACUUUUUAAAAAUUUACUUUUCGAGUCUCUCUCAUGGAGCUGCUGGAAGAGGAAAUGAAGAAAUUGUAACAAAGCAAAUGAUAAUAUAUACUUUAGCGAACAACGCCAGAGAAGGCGCAAAUGAAAGAGAGCUAAUAAUAAGUGAUUAUAUACGCUAUUUGAUGGAUUAUUUGGCAGAAAAUGUAUUCACACAUGAAGAGAUCGGAAAUUACCUCAAUUCAAUUAAGCAAAUUAUUCGUUACAUCCCAAGUUUGUAUGAAUAUAUAAUACAAUUAGCAUCAGAAAAGCUAAAAAAAGCAAAUGAUCAUCGCCAUACAUAUUUGUUUGCAGAAAUAGCUGAUAUAGCUUUAAAUAAGGACAUUGGAAUUCCAAAACAAAUAUUAGAAAUUUUUCAACAUAUAGCUGCAUAUCUCGAUAGUGGUAGAGAAGAAAGUGACAAAGACUAUUUGAAAAGCACAAUAGCUAACUACACAGACAGUCAAAUUAAAGAUAUUAAUCCUUUUAAAGUUAGGCAUGAGCAUCUAAAUGAUGCAACAAAAAUAGAGUGCUGGAUUCGCUCAGUAUUAAUCAAAAAAGGUGCUCCAAAUAUUAUGAAAAGAACACUUUUACCAAAUGAUAUUAAUUUUAUCAAACAGAUACUACAAAAAUUAGAAAACUCAUUUCCAUUUGAAAGUAUAUUCAAUAAUAAUAUUCCAUAUCCAAUUCGACUUUAUUUUGUGUCCCAUUUCAUGACCAUUUUUUCCAUGAAUCUUCAGCAUGGCAUUCAUAAUAAUAUUUUGACUGAAGCUAACUCUUAUGCUGCCAAAAUGAUUGGAAGUGUUUGUGAGCCUAUUUCUUUCUUUGAUAAAGUUCUUUUUUCAUCACUCGUGGAAUCUAACGUGGCACGCACCGCUUUUACAGAGUAUGGGUAUGAUCUUAGAAAUGCUAAAGGAUUUGAAGAAAAAACAUUUUAUGUAGAUUUACCCCGAAGAACUCAUGGAGUGACUGUCUUAGGAGGAGUCAUUCUAUUAAAUUUAGUCACCAAGGAGCAAACUCCAUUCUUUCAGUGUGUAAAAAUAAUCGCCUACUUGCAUGAAUUAGCGCAUGCUUUGAGAAAAACCGAAAAUGGCCUGUAUUCAUUUGAAAAUCAUACUCCAGAAAAAUCUGAACGAUUUUAUGAGGGUUACCCUAUGACUAAGAGAGAUGAUAACUUUCUGAAAGAAGCAGCAAAAAAAGAAGGAGGAAUGCAACUAGAGACAAUCUUGUUUGGGAACUUUGUAAAUAAAGUGAACGACGAACAGAUAAGCUUUAUUAAUGAUAUAACCAAUUGGAAUAUGAGUUUAGAUGAGUUUAAAUCGAAAUUAGCAAAGCUCAACUCCGGCUCAUCAACUUACUAUCAAUUAUGCAGAGAUCAGUACUACUCUAUUGAUAGAGCACCUCAUAUAAAUACUUCUUACUGAUGCUAG
Molecule: messenger RNA, 2523 nt
Organism: Blepharisma stoltei
Lineage: Eukaryota; Ciliophora; Heterotrichea; Heterotrichida; Blepharismidae
Source: the annotation of a GenBank genome assembly